AAAAUGUAGGAGAAGAAGAAGAAGACAGGAAGGAACGAAGGAUAAGGUCAAGAAUUAAACAUGGCAGCCCGCAGUGUGUUCAGGUCUCUCUGGACCUCAUUUGCGGGCUUAAAACUUGAAUCCAGAGGAACCAACUUGAGUUCUUUAAGGACGAUAAAUGUUCCCCAGCUUACUGCUUUAACUAUCCAGAAAAGAGGGAUUCGUCAAGUGGUGGAGAAGCAAGAUGGUAAAACAACAAACAUUGAAGGACAAAUUCUGGAAGUUCCAGUCGGAGCACAGCCUCCAAAUCCCACAGCCAAGUGUCCAAUCUACAGAUGGAAUCUGCAGAACAAAUACAACUACACAGAUGUCUUGUUGCUCAGUCAGUUUAUCAGGUCAGAUGGAGGGAUGUUGCCCAGGAGAGUCACUGGUCUCUGUCCAGAAGAGCACCGCAAGAUUGCCAUUUGUGUACAGAUGGCUCACAGAGCAGGUCUGCUUCCUGACCAUAAACCCAAACUUCCAGAAGACCAUGUCCCAAAGAGACCCAAGCCCGAACUUAACAGAUACCUGACUCGCUGGUCCAUCGACUCAGUGAAACCCAUCUAUAAAACUGGACUGAAGUGGUGUAAGAAGCGUAUGCCUGUUGGCCACCCAAUACUAAAGAACAAUGUGCGUUAUGGUGUCAAGCCCUUGUACAUAAAACACUGAAGGACCAAAAGCCUGAAAGAUUGGUACAACUGGAGGAAAGUGGGUGGGCCCAUUUAUUCAGGGAUGAAACCACCAUAUCCCUGACUGUUAACCUUGACCGUUGUCACACAGUUCUGAGAAGGGGGGGAACAAUUCCUAAAAGCUUCAUCCAUCUGUGUUUAUUCUAACUUUUGUUUAUUAAGCUGAGUCACUCUUUUAAUGAAUCACACUCAGACCCACCCGACACCAUCUAUUCUGACUGUUGCUUUUCAAAAAAAAAAAAAAAAAAAAAAGACUCUUGAAGGAAACCUGCUGACAACUUAAUGCAAGCAACAACCUGAUCAGUGUUACAGUUUCAAAGUAGGUGGUAUGGUGACUGUGUAUACUCAAUGCAACACAGAUGUGCAAAUAAAAUAUGUGUGUUUA
Molecule: messenger RNA, 1092 nt
Organism: Neolamprologus brichardi
Lineage: Eukaryota; Metazoa; Chordata; Actinopteri; Cichliformes; Cichlidae
Gene: mrps18a
Product: mitochondrial ribosomal protein S18A
Biological process (GO): mitochondrial translation
Cellular component (GO): mitochondrial small ribosomal subunit; ribosome
Molecular function (GO): structural constituent of ribosome; small ribosomal subunit rRNA binding
Source: RefSeq, a predicted model, not a curated record